CAGCAGAUGCUCGAGCAGCUGAAAAAGCAACAAGAAGCAGUUCAGCAGGCAGCAGCGGCAGCAGCAGCAGCAUCAGCAGAGUCGAGAGAACCUAGUGCAGAAGGCGGACUAGGAGGACUCUCAGAAAGUUCUUCUGAAGCAUCAAAGCUGAGUUCAAAGAGCGCUAAAGAGAGGAGGAAUAGAAGAAAGAAAAGGAAGCAGAAAGAGCAAUCUGGAGGAGAGGAGAAAGAUGAGGAUGAAUUUCACAAAUCUGAAUCAGAAGACAGCAUCAGAAGGAAAGGUUUCAGAUUCUCUAUUGAAGGGAACAGACUGACAUAUGAAAAGAAAUAUUCUUCUCCCCACCAGUCUUUAUUGAGCAUUCGUGGCUCCCUUUUUUCUCCAAGGCGUAAUAGUAGAACAAGUCUUUUCAGCUUCAGAGGCCGAGCAAAGGAUAUAGGAUCAGAAAAUGACUUUGCUGACGAUGAACACAGCACUUUUGAAGACAAUGACAGCAGAAGAGAUUCUCUUUUUGUGCCACGUAGACCUGGUGAACGACGCAACAGUAACAUAAGUCAGGCCAGUAGGUCAUCCAGGAUGCUGGCAGUGUUUCCAAUGAAUGGGAAGAUGCACAGUACAGUCGAUUGCAAUGGGGUGGUUUCGCUGGUUGGUGGACCAUCUGUUCCUACAUCGCCUGUUGGACAACUUCUGCCAGAGGUGAUAAUAGAUAAACCAGCUACUGAUGACAAUGGCACUACUACAGAAACAGAAAUGAAAAAGAGAAGAUCAAAUUCUUUUAAUGUUUCUAUGGAUUUUCUGGAAGAUCCAGCUUUAAGAGAAAGAGCCAUGAGUAUAGCUAGCAUACUUACAAACACUAUGGAAGAGCUUGAAGAAUCACGACAGAAAUGCCCACCGUGCUGGUACAAAUUUGCAAACAUUUUCUUGAUUUGGGACUGCAGUCCUUAUUGGUUAAAAGUAAAACGUAUAGUCAAUUUAAUUGUGAUGGACCCAUUUGUUGAUCUGGCUAUUACUAUUUGCAUUGUUUUAAAUACAUUAUUUAUGGCCAUGGAACACUAUCCAAUGACACCAGAAUUCAAUCAUGUGCUUUCUGUUGGAAACCUGGUCUUCACUGGGAUCUUCACAGCAGAAAUGUUUCUCAAGAUAGUUGCUAUGGACCCUUAUUAUUAUUUCCAAGAAGGCUGGAAUAUUUUUGAUGGGUUUAUUGUAACCCUUAGUUUGAUUGAACUUGGUCUUGCAAAUGUGGAAGGACUGUCCGUUCUUCGAUCAUUCAGAUUGUUACGAGUUUUCAAACUGGCAAAAUCUUGGCCAACACUAAAUAUGUUGAUAAAGAUCAUUGGUAACUCAGUAGGAGCCUUGGGGAAUUUGACCUUGGUGCUCGCCAUCAUUGUCUUCAUUUUUGCUGUGGUUGGUAUGCAGCUGUUUGGUAAAAACUACAAGGAAUGUGUCUGCAAAAUCGCAAGUGACUGUGUACUUCCACGCUGGCACAUGCAAGACUUCUUCCACUCUUUUUUGAUUGUGUUUCGGGUUCUGUGUGGAGAAUGGAUAGAGACCAUGUGGGACUGUAUGGAAGUUGCAGGCCAAGCUAUGUGCCUUACUGUCUUCAUGAUGGUCAUGGUGAUUGGAAACUUAGUGGUAUUGAACCUAUUUUUGGCCUUGCUGUUGAGUUCAUUUAGUGCAGAUAACCUUGCUGCCACAGAUGAUGAUAAUGAAAUGAAUAAUCUCCAGAUUGCUGUAGCAAGAAUGCAGAAGGGAGUAGAUUAUGUGAAAAGAAAAGUCCAUGAAUUCAUCCAAAAAUCUUUUGUUAAAAAACAAAAAGCUUUAGAAGAAAUCAAACCACUUGAAGAUUUAAACAACAAGAAGAACAGCUGCAUUUCUAACCACAUGACAGCAGAAAUAAGCAAAGACCAUGAUUAUCUUAGAGAUGGGAAUGGAACCACGAGUGGCAUAGGCACAGGCAGCAGUGUGGAAAAAUACAUCAUUGAUGAAAGUGAUUACAUGUCGUUCAUAAACAACCCAAGUCUCACUGUGACGGUACCCAUUGCUGUCGGGGAGUCGGAUUUUGAAAAUUUAAAUACAGAAGAGUUUAGCAGUGAAGAUCAGUCAGAUCUGGAAGAAAGCAAAGAGAAGUUAAAUUUGUCCAGUUCAUCUGAAGGUAGCACAGUUGAUAUUGGACUUCCAGCAGAAGAACAGCCAGAAAUUGAACCUGAAGAAGCCAUGGAGCCAGAAGCCUGUUUUACAGAAGACUGUGUACGAAGGUUUAAAUGCUGUCAAGUCAGUGUAGAAGAUGGGAGAGGAAAACAAUGGUGGAGCCUUAGGAAAACAUGCUUCAGGAUAGUUGAACACAACUGGUUUGAGACCUUCAUUGUCUUUAUGAUUCUCCUUAGUAGUGGUGCUCUGGCUUUUGAAGAUAUAUAUAUUGAACAGCGCAAGACAAUCAAGACUAUGCUGGAAUAUGCUGACAAAGUCUUCACUUAUAUUUUCAUUUUGGAAAUGCUGCUAAAAUGGGUGGCCUAUGGUUAUCAAACAUACUUUACUAAUGCCUGGUGUUGGCUGGACUUCCUCAUUGUUGAUGUUUCCUUGGUUAGUUUAACAGCAAAUGCAUUGGGUUACUCGGAACUUGGUGCCAUUAAGUCCCUUAGGACCCUAAGAGCUUUGAGACCACUAAGAGCUUUGUCACGAUUUGAGGGGAUGAGGGUGGUUGUGAAUGCCCUUUUAGGAGCAAUUCCAUCCAUCAUGAACGUGCUUCUCGUUUGUCUUAUAUUCUGGCUAAUUUUCAGCAUCAUGGGAGUAAAUCUGUUUGCUGGGAAGUUCUACUACUGUGUUAACACCACAACUGAUGAAAGGUUUGAAGUCGAAGUAAUCAACAAUUAUAGUCAGUGCCGGGAACUCAUAGACGCCAAUCAAAGUGCUCGAUGGAAAAAUGUGAAAGUAAACUUUGAUAAUGUAGGAUUUGGGUAUCUUUCUUUACUUCAAGUAGCUACAUUUAAAGGAUGGAUGGACAUUAUGUAUGCAGCUGUCGAUUCAAGAAACGUAUUGGACCAACCUAAGUAUGAAGACAACCUAUACAUGUAUCUUUAUUUUGUCAUUUUUAUCAUUUUUGGGUCAUUUUUCACCCUGAAUCUGUUCAUUGGUGUCAUCAUUGAUAACUUCAACCAGCAAAAAAAGAAGUUUGGAGGUCAAGACAUCUUUAUGACAGAAGAACAGAAGAAAUACUACAAUGCAAUGAAAAAACUGGGAUCCAAAAAACCACAAAAACCUAUACCACGACCAGGGAACAAGUUCCAAGGCAUGGUCUUUGAUUUUGUGACUCAACAAGUAUUUGAUAUCACCAUCAUGAUUCUUAUCUGCCUUAAUAUGGUCACCAUGAUGGUAGAAACAGAUGAUCAGAGUAAAGAGAUGGAAAAUAUUUUACAGAGGAUUAACCUAGUGUUUAUUGUACUUUUUACUGGAGAAUGUGUCCUGAAAAUGAUCUCACUCCGCUAUUACUACUUCACCAUAGGAUGGAAUAUUUUUGAUUUUGUAGUUGUCAUUCUCUCCAUAGUUGGUAUGUUUCUAUCUGAGUUGAUUGAAAAAUAUUUUGUGUCCCCCACCUUGUUCAGAGUCAUCCGACUCGCCAGAAUUGGUCGAAUCCUGCGACUCAUUAAAGGGGCUAAAGGGAUCCGCACUCUGCUCUUUGCUUUGAUGAUGUCUCUUCCUGCUUUGUUUAACAUUGGCCUCCUGCUCUUCCUGGUCAUGUUUAUCUAUGCCAUAUUUGGAAUGUCCAACUUUGCCUAUGUUAAGAGGGAAGCUGGGAUUGAUGACAUGUUCAACUUUGAAACUUUUGGCAACAGCAUGAUCUGCCUAUUUCAAAUUACCACAUCUGCUGGUUGGGAUGGCUUGUUAGCACCAAUUCUUAACAGUGGGGAACCAGACUGUGACCCAUAUAGAGUUCACCCUGGAAGCUCCGUUAAAGGAGACUGUGGUAACCCUUCAGUUGGGAUUUUCUUUUUUGUCAGUUACAUUAUCAUAUCAUUUCUAGUUGUAGUAAACAUGUAUAUUGCUGUAAUUUUGGAGAACUUUGGUGUUGCAACUGAAGAAAGUGCUGAACCUUUAAGUGAGGAUGACUUUGAGAUGUUCUAUGAGGUUUGGGAAAAGUUUGAUCCAGAUGCAACUCAGUUCAUGGAAUUUGAGAAGCUAUCUGAGUUUGCAGCUGCACUUGAGCCUCCUCUUCAUUUACCAAAGCCCAACAAAGUCCAGCUUAUUGCAAUGGAUAUGCCCAUGGUAAGUGGUGACAGAAUUCAUUGCCUGGACAUCUUGUUUGCUUUUACAAAGCGUGUUUUGGGUGAAAGUGGAGAGAUGGAUGCACUUCGAAUACAAAUGGAAGAUCGGUUUAUGGCAGCCAAUCCUUCCAAAGCCUCCUAUGAACCAAUUACAACCACAUUAAAACGUAAACAGGAAGAAGUAUCUGCUUCCAUUAUUCAGCGUGCUUUCAGACGUCACCUUUUAAAACAAACAGUAAAACAGGCUUCAUUUAUAUAUAACAAAAAUAAAAAUGAAGGAGGGGCUGGUCUGUGUAUUAAAGAUGAAAUUCUCAUUGACAAGUUGAAUGAAAACUCAUUUACAGAGAAAACAGACAUGACCACCUCAACAGCUAUUUGUCCACCUUCUUACGAUCGUGUGACAAGGCCAGUCAAAGAAAAAUAUGAACAUGAAGACAAAGACGUCCAGGAGAAGGAAAAGUAA
This is a messenger RNA of Alligator sinensis (Chinese alligator), 4719 nucleotides long. RefSeq names its product sodium channel protein type 1 subunit alpha. The record is from RefSeq and is a predicted model, not a curated record. Gene Ontology annotation, molecular function: voltage-gated sodium channel activity. Lineage: Eukaryota; Metazoa; Chordata; Crocodylia; Alligatoridae. Gene Ontology annotation, cellular component: plasma membrane; voltage-gated sodium channel complex; axon. The transcript has 18 exons. The annotation marks the transcript as partial. Gene Ontology annotation, biological process: neuronal action potential; sodium ion transmembrane transport; membrane depolarization during action potential.